Molecule: messenger RNA, 3406 nt
Organism: Arvicanthis niloticus (Nile rat)
Lineage: Eukaryota; Metazoa; Chordata; Mammalia; Rodentia; Muridae
Gene: Efcab14
Product: EF-hand calcium binding domain 14
Source: RefSeq, a predicted model, not a curated record
GUGAGCUAAGGCUGGAGCUAUGGCCCGGGUUUGGAGCCUGCGGCCGCCGCCGCCACCAACACGUCCAGAGAAGCCGCGGCCGGAGCAGGGACCGGAGAGGCGGCUGGAUUGGCCGCGGCGCGUGUGAGUUGCGGAAGUCGCCGGUGGCGGAACACUUGACGCUCGGAGCACUUCAGGCUGGCCGAGCGGUGGUCACCCCUCAUCACUGCGCCCCCUCCAGGCCCUAGCAGCAGGGCUGGGGUUGCUCCAGGCUCCCGCUCGUCUCGCGCCAGUCUCCACAAACUCUGGACAGAAGCCACGGGAAGGUGAUCAUCCCGAAUCCCAGUGGGCGUCCCGGCCUGGGCGUUUUCUAGGCACCCAGGCAGUGUCGGUGCUCUCUCCUGUCACCACCUGUCCAGUUAAGGAUUAGCGAGUUCCCAUUGCCUGCUCUGCAAAGUCUCCUCUCCUCCCAUUCAAAAACAAGUUUACUUUCCUUUUGCUUUGGGAAUCUUGUCCCAGAGAUCCAAAGUAUCCUUAGUUUUGUGUAUCUUUUCCCAGCUUCUGGAGCACUCCUAGAAAUAUUGGCUGCCUACACGACUAAGAAUCUCGCGCUUGGCUUAGCGGGUUGUUUUGUUCUGUUUUCCUUUUGACAGGUAAUAGUUGUUUCAGGAAUCUAUCCAUUUGGAUCGCCAGUUCCUUGGCCAUUUCUAUGUAACUUCCCCCCAUCCAUCUGAGUCCAAUUUCCUCUGGGCUCCAUUCUCCAGCCCUUAGUAGAUCUGGUCAGUUCCACCUCUGGGUGGGAGUGAUCAGGGGGCUCUGGCCCAGGAUUUCCAACCCUGGAAGGCAGCUGCAAGUCAUCGAGAGAGCUGGGUGUUGGCUACGAACCUGGUAGCUCAGGAGUGGGCCCGCCACUCACCCCCCACAAAAAGAUGAAGAAGCGCAAAGAGCUCAAUGCGUUGAUCGGCCUGACUGUUGACAGUCGGAGAAAGAAGACCAAGCAAGGCCCAAGCAGCCACCGCCUGCUUCGAACUGAGCCUCCUGACUCAGACUCAGAGUCCAGCUCAGAGGAAGAGGAAUUUGGAGCAGUUGGAAAUCGCUCUCGUUUUGUCAAGGGAGACUACGUCCGAUGCUGCAAGAUCUGCUAUCCCCUCUGUGCCUUUGUCAUUCUCACAGCCUGCCUCGUGGCCUGUGUGGGCUUGGUGUGGAUGCAAAUGGCUCUCAAGGAGGAUCUGGACAUCCUCAAGGAAAAAUUUCGAACAAUGGAGUCUAAUCAGAAAAGCUCAUUCCAGGAAAUCCCCAAACUUAAUGAGGAACUUCUCAGCAGACAAAAACAACUUGAGAAGAUUGAGUCUGGGGAGCUGGGCUUAAGCGGAGUCUGGAUCAACAUCACAGAAAUGAAUAAGCAGAUUUCUCUGUUGAGUUCUGCAGUAAACCAUCUAAAAGCAAGUGUCAAAGCGGCCGCAGACUUACUUAGCCUGCCUAGCACUGUAGAGGGACUUCAGAAGAGUGUAGCUUCCAUUGGCAAUACUGUAAACAGUGUCCACCUUGCUGUAGAGGCGAUACAGAAGACUGUGGAUGAACACACGACAACCUUGGCGCUCCUGCAGGGCAGUAUGGAGACCAAUGGAAGCAACCAGAUUAUGCCAUCGCCUUCACCUUCAUCAGAACUUGACAAUAAAACUCACAGUGAAAGUGUAAAGCAGGAUAUCCUGUACUUGCUCAACUCCUUAGAGGAAGUCAACAGUACUGUAGUGGGAUACCAGCGACAGAAUGACCUUAAACUCAGGGGCAUGAGUGAGACCCUUAGUAACCUGACACAGAGACUCAGCCUGAUAGAAAGUGAUGUGGUUGCACUGAGCAAGGCAGAACAGAGAACAAACGUGAACUCCAGCAUGAUGGGCAGUAGGGCUGCUACUCUGAAAAGAGUCUCUUUGGUGACCAACAGAACUGAUACUGUAAAGAUCCAAAGCAUAAAGAAAGAAGAUAAUUCAAAUUCUCAGGUAUCCGAGCUUCGAGAAAAACUGCAACUGAUCAGUGCUCUCACAAACAAACCUGAAAGCAACAGGCCUCCAGAGACCACAGAUGAAGAGCAAGUACAAAACUUCACAUCAGAUCCUUCAGCAUUGCCAGAAUUUCCACAGCUUCUUGGAGAACAAAUUGAGACCCAGCUAAAACCUAUCUCCCUGCCUGGGAUUUCUAGCGUCAAAGAUCUUCAGGAUUUAUUCCACAAGACUGGUCAAGAUGUGACUGGGAUGCUGACCUACCAGGAACUCUGGAAUUCCCUAGGUUCUGCCAUGCCGAGACCAGAAAGCUUGAGCGCAUUUGAUUCCAAUGGAGAUGAGAGAUACUCUUUCCUGGAGCUAAAAGUAGCUUUAGCAUGCCUAAAGCCAAAAUAUGGUCAGAUGAAAUGUGAAAUCUUAUUCUUUCUUCAUACUUGUUCACUCAGAGAGAGCUAUGGGUUUUCUGUCCAGAGGAUGCCACAUGGAUCAGGCAUACUUGGAGCAGGAGCCUUCUGGUGAUGGGACAGUUUUCUCAGAUCUAAAAAGCAGGUGUGAUGUUUCCCCCUUUACAUGCCUUUUGGGUAAGUCAGGAACAGUCUGACUAAGAGGAAAUCACCAUUCACCAACAUGCUGAGAACACUCCCAGUGUUGUUCUUAGGAGUCACUGGGCAACUCCAGUAGAAAACCUUCCAGAACUACAUGUCCCUGUAGCCAGUCAGCAAAACCCUGGUGGAGCUGCUGUGGAGCAGGCUUUAGUACAGAUCAUUCCUAGUUAAUGUUGUUCAAGUUGCCCUGCCAGCUGUAGAUACAGUCUAGUGCCCUUAAACCUUCAAAGACAUUUGGUUUUCACUUUGCUUUGCUUUGCUUUGCUUUGCUUUGCUUUGCUUUGCUUUGCUUCACUUUGCAUAUUUUGUUUCUUUUAUAUGAUAUUCAGCUUGGUGUUUGGCUCUUUUUUUUCUAGACAUAUUAAAACUCAGUGAAGGCAAGAUAAGUUUUCCUGAGCAUGAGUCUUCUUAGCUCAUAUUUCUCCCUCUUUAAAUCUUUUGCCUUAAUGUUUGCCUUGCUUGUCUAUGCUGUCACCUUCUUGAAAAGGUUAAAAAUACAAUUCAACAUUAUCCUGGCUCUUUAGGUAAUUCUUGUUCUUCUGGCUGCCUUCCAUACUCCCCCUUUUUAAUAUAUAUAUACUCUUACAGAUUUUGUAGCAACCAAAUAAAGUUCUAGCAAUAAAUUGAAUUAUUCUGCUAUAUUUGUAUAUAUUGUACCAUAAAUAGUAUGUCUGUACCUGCAAGGUAUUUUUUUUUUUGAGAACUGAUUUAUAUGAAAUAUUACUGAGGGUAAUGUAGCUUGUCUUUUUAGUUUCAAGUUCUUAUUUGUAGGUAGAUACUUUCAAGACACCUUAACUCUUUGUGGUAUAUGCUUUUCAGUGA